Fonsecaea erecta is the source of this 1152-nucleotide messenger RNA. RefSeq lists its product as hypothetical. NCBI's taxonomy places the organism in Eukaryota, Fungi, Ascomycota, Eurotiomycetes, Chaetothyriales, Herpotrichiellaceae. Bases 1 to 1152 code for a protein of 383 amino acids. The record is from RefSeq and is a predicted model, not a curated record. The transcript is spliced from 2 exons.
AUGGCGCUGACGAGAAUACUAACCGCCAUUGCUACCUGCUUCCUGAUCUUAGGCACUGUCCUGGAUGCUGCCGAUGCCGGCAACUCGUCGCAGCACGUUGUGCCCAAUGCCACUGGAGACAAAGCUCUCGACCCGGAAAAAGUGCAGAAAUACAGGUCUCUUCUUGACGAAUUCAACUGGAGAGUCAAGUUCGAGGACGGAUUCAAGUGGCACGACAUAAUCGACAGUUACACCCCAGCCAAUGCGGACUGCUCGCCGAGAUGUCUGAAUUGUGCACCUGGCUGUAACCCAAGAUGCUGUGCGCUUGACAGUUCUGAAGCAACCAAGGACAGGUCCAAGGCCUCUCCUGACGCGUUCAUCUCUCACCCGAUCAUACCCGGCAUCGGGCGCCCUCUUCCCAUUCCACGGCUCGGCUGUCCUUGCCACUGCGAGUCGUGGUGCCCCAGAAACGUCCAAAUUGUCUGCUGCUUCACGCCGGCCUCCGCCUCCUCGCCCGACGGACCAGGAGAGCUUACCGCCCGUCAGCAAACCGGCGCCGUCGUCGACAACGAGGAGACACAGAAGAGUCUCCUCGACCAUAUCCUCCCCACCCAUGGACGUUUCUGGGGCCACCCCAGCCACCCAGAAGCCUGCCCGUGUUACUGCGCCUCGACCUGCCCGGCAUAUAUCCAGACGAUCUGCUGCACGACGCCAGGGUCCGACGCCCGCAUCGUCCACGAGCCUCCCCCGAAGCCGUUCGACGUCCUAGCGAUGGUCACCGAGACCGCGACGGGGGACCCGGUCUCGAUCCUCGCCGCUAUCAACCUGACCGUCUUCGACAGCUUCAUCACCAUGAACCUCGUGCGCGGACUCGGGCGGAUUGACGAGGUCGCGUACAGCGACGCGACCAAGACGUUCGAGAUCACGCUCGGCGUCGUGGUCGGGCCCCAGCACGCCAAGCAGGCGCUGGCCCACACGUUCGUGGUCGUCGACGGGUCGGGUCUGCUGGAGGAAGAGCAGGUCUUGCUCGGCAUGGGCUUCAUGAACAGGAUCGGCGUCCGCAGUGGAGUGGGAGGUGGGGGUGGUGGCGCGCUGAUAGUGAACAAGGACUUCCUCACCCCUCUGGAAGAAGGCCUCCCUGUGCUGACGGGCGUGGUGGAUGGGGACGCUUAG